Megachile rotundata (alfalfa leafcutting bee) is the source of this 3800-nucleotide messenger RNA. RefSeq lists its product as uncharacterized. Lineage: Eukaryota; Metazoa; Arthropoda; Insecta; Hymenoptera; Megachilidae. Gene Ontology annotation, molecular function: carbohydrate binding; galactoside binding. The record is from RefSeq and is a predicted model, not a curated record.
AACCCGUUACGUAUAGUUUGUGCCGCAUUGCACAGUUUAAGCUAGAAACGUCAGCACUUUAAAUAGAAGUGUUUUAAGAGAAGUAGGAAAGGCACUGGGUAUUUAAAGUCUACACGCAUUUCUUACUUACUGAGGAUUAUUGUUUAUAUUUAUAAUAAAACGUGAAAAAUGUCUGACCCUGUUUUAAAUCCCCAAAUUCCUUAUGUGGGUGCGGUGGAGGGUGGUCUAGUACCUGGUAAAAUGGUAAAAGUCCAAGGAAAAGUUCCUGCGGAUGCUGUAAGGUUUGCCGUUAACUAUCAGUUGGGACCUACGUUAAAUCCAAGAGACGAUAUAGCUAUCCAUAUUUCACCACGUUUCCCAGAGGGAUUUAUAACUAGAAAUCAUAUUAGUUCAAUGGCUUGGGGACCAGAGGAAAAUGAAGGCCCAAUGUGGAUUCAACCUGGACAAGAAUUUGAAAUAUUUAUUUUAUGUGAUCAUACAUGUUAUAAAAUUGCUAUAAAUGGCAGACACUUUACAGAAUUUAAUCAUCGAUUACCAUACCAAAAAGUUACACAUUUGGUUAUUGAUGGUGAUGUAGAAGUAAAUUCUAUUGCAUAUGAGAAUGUUACUCUUGGUCCUCCGCCUUCUCCUAAUGCAAUGGUUCCGCCAGAUGUGCCUCCUGUUAAUGUUGGGCCUCCAGGAGCAGGUGGAUUGUAUCCAACAUUAGGUCCACAAAUGCCACCAGGUGGAUAUGGUCCACCACCUCCAGCUGGUUAUGGACCUCCCCCUACUACAUUUGGAGGUCCUGGUUAUAACCCUCCUCAAAGUUAUGGCUAUCAGCCUGGAUAUGAAAAGCCUGAAGAAGCGGAUGCAUUUAGUGGUUGUUUGGAUAAAGUCGGUCUAGCAAUAGGAGGAUUAGUUGCAGCAGGAGGCAUAGCAGCUGCUGCACAUGCUAUGAAUAAAAAGAAAGAUGAAGGUGAAAAGGAUCAUGAAAAAUCAGAUGCUUCUAAAUUAAAUGCAGAAAAUGAAGGAAGUGGUUUAGGAAAUCUUGGAUCUCUUGGGGCAGCUUUAGCAAGUAGUUUAAUGACUAAUGCAUUACAAAGUAAUACACACGCACAACAAGGAUAUCCCCCCCAAGAAUCGUCUGGUGGCGUCUUAGGUUCUAUUCUUGGAGCAUUAGGUGGUGGUGGAGAUAGUAGAGCACCAGCGCAACCACCGAGUCAACCAACUGAUCCCUUAAAGGGAGCCAUAGGAUCCAUUCUUGGUGGUGUUUUGGGAGGUGGUGGAAAUCAACAGCCAUCCUAUCAACCUUCAGGAAAUUAUGGAAAUUAUCAACCUUCUGGUGGUUACACUAACCCUCAAUCGAAUUCCAGUUCAGAUCUUUUAUCAGGAAUAGGCUCAGCGAUUGGUUCUUCCCUGCUUAGUUCUGCUUUCGACAGUUUUGGCAAGCAUGGCAAAGAGAAGGAUAAUCGUGCGACACCUCCGCAGACCUAUGUACCAGCUCCUUCGCCAUCUGUACCGACUCCUCCACAUGAUAGCUCUUCCACUCCAGGACAAAAGUUAUCUGCAGAUGAAAUCUCAAAAGGCCUGGGCCUGGAUGAUUAACGUAAAUUAGGAUAUAAAUACAUGUUAAAAUAUAUACAAUAGCCUUAUGCUCUCUAAUUAAUUUAUGCUAUAAAUUUAACUGAUCUAAUACAAAUAUAUACAUAUUUUUGAUGCUGUUAAAGACAUAAAAGGCAGUUAAUUGUAUUUUUAUUAAAAAAUAUUUUGUUAAACAGAGUCGGAAAGCUUAACAAAAACAGUUCCAAUUGCAUACUAAACAAUUAAUGUAUUCAAUAUGUUCGGUUUAAGGGUAUACACUAUAUAUACUACUGUGGUAUAAUUUUUGAAAAUGAGAAAAAAUGUUUCAUAUAAAAGCUAGUUCACUUGAUGGUUCUCUUUCAUAACAAAUGAUAUUAUCUCUGAAUACUCUAUAGUGUUUAACACGUCAGCUAUUUCCGAUAAAAACAAGAAAGUAUUAGUAAAUUGUUACAAGAAGUUAUAUUCAUAUGCUUCUAGGAAUUUGGGCUGUAACCGAGCCAAUAAAUAUGAAUGAAUGACACAUCGAACUUGGCAUUCCUUCCUAAGAUUUAUACAAAUAACAACAUAAAUCGUUGUUCAAAUAUACUCACUAUACAUAUCGUUGAAAUGCGUAGCAAAAUGGCACUAAAGGAAAUAUAUAAUUCCACUUAAAAAAUUACAUUGAUAUUAAUAUAUUUGUAAACAAUAAUUAAAAAAGAAGUUGAGAUCUUUUAUUAUAUUUCUCUCAAAUAAAGAGAGUGUGUUAAUAUUUUAUAUAGUUUGUUAAUAACUAAAGAGUUUGUUUAUAUUUUAAUAACUAAAGAAAUAAUAGCGCGUAUACAUUUAAACCGAACAUAUUGUACGUAUAUAUAUUACCGAUAAAGUGUAAAUUAUAAUGGUUUAAAACUACUAUUUAGUAGUUUACUGCUAAUUUAGUGGUAGAAUAAAGGGUUGCAAGUACAUAGUAUAACUAAUAAAAUUUUAUUAACGCAAAUAUUAUUACCACAUUUUACACAGUAUCAGUAAUAUAUGUAUGUAAUGUUGCUUUUAUUGAAUGACAUGUUUAGUAAACAUUACAAAUAAAAUUUGUAAUGUAACGGCUCUAAUAUAUAAUUGUAAGCUUUGUACCUGAAGAUGUUGGCAGCUUUAAAUAUAGGGUGUCUCAAGAAGAUUGUAUAGAAACUGCAAUUGUCCAGUCUGUUACUAUAUUGUAAUUUGUAAUUUAAUUUUCAAGAUACAAAUGUCUGAAUAUUUAACACUAGCCUCUCUUGCGCUCCCUUGUAUUUUCACAGACCAGACAGCAGCAAAAAUUUUUAAUUUUUUUAUUACAUACAACAAAUCUGCAGUUGGCUUCUACAACUUCAUUGAGACAUAUGUGUAUUAACAAAUGGAUAAAUGCACCAAAAUAGAGUAUAUUUUACUGUUUCUUGUGUUUUUGUAUUAUACAAGAAAUAUAUAUGCAUACACACAGAAAGAGUACAAAAUUUAUUUAUUAAUCCUUGGUAAACAAACUGGUAAAACAGUAACGUUAACAUCACCGCAUGAAUAACUUUAAACUUGAGACGUAUGGGCACAAAAAUACUCAUUGGGCAACUGAUUUGGGGUGCUUAUUUGAGGGAUUAAUUCUACUAGCACUAUUACUAUUGUUAUUACUCUAACUUACUUUAUAGAAUAAUAAUCUUACAAUAUUUUAAACAAUUAUACUGUGUCACAUAGCGUUAACUCUGUAUCUGAAAAUUAAACUUACCAAAGUCCAAUUGUAUUCUUUUUAUUAUGUAAUAAAAUUUUAUGUAAGAAAUGUGUAGAUAAUUUUGUUAUCAAAAAUGGACUUGAAUUAGUCUAACUUUCAGGUGUAGAGGUAUUCCUUUACAUUUUUACAUAAUAAGCAGGGGAAGUACUGUGUCACUUUAAUUUUUACCCGCUAUAGUAAUUGCAGAAUUAUUGCAGCGACAGUGCUGCCAGUUAUAAUAGAGCGGUAGAAGCUGUCGGUGUUCAGAAUAUGAGUACCACUGCUAUUUCGUACAUUUCACCCAUUUCUAAAUUGAAAACAGAAUUGAACCGUUUUCUUUGAUACUUUUCCUAGGAAAAACUACUCGAUCACUAUACAGAGCUAAGAGAAGAAUACAGUUUGCAGUUACGAGUGCAAGCAGAUACAUGUACAAAAAACGCCUAAGGAUCCAAAUAUGUGUUGAACAGUGUAAUCAAAGAUAUAUGUAUACAACCAUUUUUUAUUACUAAAUAAAACUUAUUUUGAAACCGUA